AUGGCCGCCGCCAGCGCGCCCCCGCUCCGCCGCCGGCCCCGGCUCUUCCCGCCGCGCCGGCGCCCCUCGGCCCGCGCCCCCGGCCCCGCGCCGCCGCCCCGCUCGCCCCGCUCGCCCCGCUCGCCCCGCGGCCCCGCGCGAGCCUCCGGCCGCCGCCGCCGCCUCCCCGCCCGCCGCAGCCCGGCGCGCUCCGCGGCCCCACCUCCCGCCGGCGCCCCAGCCCCCAGCCCCGCCCCGGCCCGCCGCCCCUCGGCGCGCUCGCAGCCGCCCCCUCCCCGCGGCCCCCGGCCCGGCCCCGCCGCGCGCCCGCCCUCUCCUCCCACCGCGCCCGCGCCGCCCCGCCCGGGGGUCCCCGCCGCCCCGCCCCCGCCCCCGGCCCCUCCCCGGGACCCUCCGCCGCCUGCCCCCGGGGUCCCCUCCGCCCCGCCCCCCUCGCCGAGGGACUCUCCUCCCUGCCCCCUUCUCCCGGGGGUCCCCGUCCCCCCGCCCCGGUCUCCCGACGGACCCUCCCCCCGGGGGUCCCCCGUCCCGGCCCCGCCCCCGCCCCCGCCCCCGUGGGCUGAGUCCCGGGGGGCCGUGGGGGCCUCUGCCCGUUUCCUCGCGAGGCGGCCUUGGCCACCGCCCUGGGCCGCCUUUGUUCUCCGCCGGCGGCUCGCGCUCCCCGCCGCUCCGGGGCACCUGCGCGGGGGCCGGCCGCAGCCCCCGGCCAGAGCGGCUGGAGCGCGGCUCGCACGCGGGACUCUGCCCCGGGCCGCGGCCGGCCGCGGGGAGCCCGGGAGGCAGCCGGGGGUGGGGGGGACCCUCCGGACUCUGCGGGGCCGCCUGUGUGGUCCGCGCGGCGCCGAGGUCCCCGGCGACGGCCGCUGGUCACGCGGCGACACGCGGGGAGAGUUUUCUCUGGGCUGGACGGACCGGUUCCUGGGCCUCACCUGGGCCUCUGCAGGGCGACCCGAGCACGGCGGGACCGAACCUUCCAGGGACACGGCGGACCGUCGCGACGACAAGGGAACACAGACCUGCGGGGCGGACCCCGCAGCGGACACGUCCUGGUCCGAGAGCGGCCUCCUUCCGGACAGUGGGCCCAGGACUGAUUUCUCUGCGGUUUUGCUUCCACUCGGCGAACGCACCUGGGAAAGGUGCCACAGGUCUGGCAGCCGGUUCCUGACCCUGUCCGGGUCCGCUCAGAAAUGCACCAGGGCUGGACGCUCCCAAAGCCCUCCGAACCUAAACUCUGCUCGCACUCACAGCCCCGGACCCGCUGAAAAAAAUGGCCUGAGUCCACCAAGAAAGAUCAUCUGCUUUCCCCCGAACUCUCUCACUGCUCAGGGCCGCACUCAGAUCCCCUGGGGAGAACUCAGCAUGAAGUACGCCUGCCCUCCAGGGCUGAAAGAGUGGGUCUUAAGGAAGGUGGGCGUGUAG
Mustela erminea (ermine) is the source of this 1419-nucleotide messenger RNA. RefSeq names its product basic proline-rich protein-like. The record is from RefSeq and is a predicted model, not a curated record. NCBI's taxonomy places the organism in Eukaryota, Metazoa, Chordata, Mammalia, Carnivora, Mustelidae. The transcript has 4 exons. Bases 1 to 1419 code for a protein of 472 amino acids.